This is a messenger RNA of Henningerozyma blattae CBS 6284, 2235 nucleotides long. RefSeq names its product phosphatidylinositol phospholipase C (gene PLC1). The record is from RefSeq and is a predicted model, not a curated record. Gene Ontology annotation, biological process: phosphatidylinositol-mediated signaling; lipid metabolic process. The transcript has a single exon. NCBI's taxonomy places the organism in Eukaryota, Fungi, Ascomycota, Saccharomycetes, Saccharomycetales, Saccharomycetaceae. Gene Ontology annotation, molecular function: phosphatidylinositol-4,5-bisphosphate phospholipase C activity; calcium ion binding. The coding region runs from base 1 to 2235 and encodes 744 amino acids.
AUGAAAUUUUACAACGUGGAAUUACCAUGUAUAAAAUUACUAGAAAAAAGAAAAAUGUUAUUUUUUAAACUAAUUAAUAACAAGACAAUAAUUUGGAAAAAUGGUUCCAAAAGACUGGAUAUUGAUAGUAUCAAAGACGUAAGAACAGAUAGUUUAGCGAGAAAUUAUAUUGAAGAAUAUGGCAUUGAUAAUACUACUGCCAAAUGGUGGGUAACAUUAAUUUAUGUCAUAAACAAUAACAAGUUAAAAUGCUUACAUCUAGUUUUAAACAACGAAGAAGAGUUCAAAUUAUUUGUCAGUAGUAUCUUAGAUAUUAUAAAAGAACGAAGAGAAUUAAUGCAGAGUAUUCUAGUACCAGAUCAUGCAAGAUUUGCAAAUAUUCAUUGGGAAUCAACUGUUUCUCCAAAAAAAGAAGAUGAGAUUAAAGAAACAUUGACUUUCCAAGAUGUCCAAGCUUUAUGCUCAAAAUUUAAUAUAGUUAGUUCUCAUUCUUAUUUGCAUAAAAAUUUUCUAUUAGCAGAUGUCAAUAAUAAUGGUCUUUUAAACUUCGCAGAAUUUCAAACAUUUGUGAAACUAUUGAAAAAGAGAGAUGAAAUUGAUACUUUAUGGAAAAACAUUACUUUAAACAAAAAUAAAAUGAACUUCGAAAGUUUUUUUGAUUUUAUUUCAACGAAACAAGGUGAAAAUAUUACAAAAAAAGCUGCUCUAAGACUCUUUAAACAAAUAUCACAAUUUAAAGAAACUAUUAAUAAGGAUAUCUUUCUGAAAUAUCUCCGAAACGAACCAUAUACGAAGAAUAUUAAUGAAAAUUAUUCGCACCCAAUUACUGAUUAUUUUAUAGCUUCUUCACAUAAUACAUAUCUGCUGGGGAAGCAAGUGGCUGAAACACCCAGUGUAGAAGGAUAUAUUCAAGUAUUACAGCAGGGAUGUAGAAGCGUCGAAAUUGAUAUAUGGGAUUCUGAAAUUGGUCCGGUAGUAUGCCAUGGUUUAUUAACAUCUGCGAUUCCAUUAUCUAAUGUGGUUACCGCUAUUAGAAAAUAUGCCUUUAUCACUUCUCCUUAUCCAUUAAUUAUUUCUUUAGAAAUCAAUUGUGGCCCAGAUAAUCAACUUUUAACUGUAAAAAUAUUACGGGAGAUUCUUGGAAACAGCCUAUUAGAAAGUAUCGUUGAUAAACAUGGAAUAAUGUCUCCAAGACAUCUAAAACAUAAAAUUAUCUUAAAAUCAAAGAAGUGUAAACACGUGGAACAACAAACUCCCUUAUCAUCAUUUUCGUCCUAUAGUUCUUCUCAUGAAUCUGAAGUAGAAAUACGACAAAGAAGAAAAAAAUCAACUGCAAGUAUAGAAAGAUUUCGGAGAAUUAAACUAAAACACGAUUUUAGAGUAAUUGAUCAAUUAUUAGAAAUAAGCGCUAUACAUGGUAUCAGGUUUCGUAACACAUCUCUUCCUGAAUCUAAAACCGUAAACCAUUGUUUCUCAUUAAAUGAAAAAAAAAUUGACAAACUUUGUCAAGAUAAAACUCUAAAGCUAGCAAUUGACAAACAUAAUCGUAAAUUUUUCAUGCGUGUUUUCCCUCAUGUCAUUAGAUACAAAUCAUCUAAUUUUAAUCCUAUUCAAUUUUGGAAGUAUGGUACUCAAAUGGUAGCUACUAAUUGGCAAACAUAUGAUAUAGGCCAACAAUUAAAUAUUGCCAUGUUUCAAUUGACAGACCAAAAGAAUGGAAUAUUAAACUCUGGAUAUGUAUUGAAACCAAAAUAUAUUCGCGAAAAAACUACUAAUACGAAAAAUAUUCCAUUAAUAUAUGAAAAAAUACAUCAAAAUAAGAAAAAAUUAAUUUUUAAUAUAUUAAGUGCUCAAUUUUUACCUUCUAAUGAUCUGAAAAAAGGAUGUACCAUUGCUCCAUAUGUCAUUAUUGAAUUUUUUACUACCGAAAUAACUGAACUUAACCAAGAUUUACAAGUUCACAACGGUACCAAAAUCAGUGACUAUAAAAUCACAACCAAAACAUGCCCAGGUAAUGGUUUUAAUCCAGUCUGGAACUGUGAAAUGUCUAUUAACAUAUGUGACGAUUCUUUCACAUUUAUUAGACUGUGUGUAAAAUCAAGUGAUACAACUUUAGGUGUUAUAUGUUUUAAAUUGGAUUAUUUAAAAAGAGGGUAUCGACAUGUACCUCUUUAUAAUAUGGAGGGUGAAAGAUAUGUAUUUUCUACAGUUUUUUUAUAUUCAGAAAUAAAAUAA